Molecule: messenger RNA, 3789 nt
Organism: Melanotaenia boesemani (Boeseman's rainbowfish)
Lineage: Eukaryota; Metazoa; Chordata; Actinopteri; Atheriniformes; Melanotaeniidae
Gene: txndc16
Product: thioredoxin domain containing 16
Exons: 20
Coding region: 428-2911 (827 amino acids)
Source: RefSeq, a predicted model, not a curated record
UUAACUCUGAUACGCUAAUACUCUUUAGUGAAGGAAGAGCAUCUUUCUUUUAAAGCACAUUUCUUUGCUACAUUUACAGUACAAGAUAAUCUUAGAAUAACAUGCUGAAUUUAUUUAAAUAACCUACAGUUACCACGUAUACAUACCGACACAAACAUACAUAUAAAAUCUGAAGUUAUUCAAGCUAACGUUAGCUAUGUGGACUAAGCAGCUAGCAAAGCCAGAUAAUAAACUAACGGCUCAAGCCGAAAAAGGCGUUUGAUUUCUGCUGUAAUUACACUCAAAGAAGAAGAUUUGGCUUUUAAGUGUUGAAAAUGUCUGUCUUUACUUUCUUCACAAGUUUAGCCGUGGUUGGUCAACUGUUUGCCCCUUCGAAAGACAAAAGUUGAACCUCAACGUUUUACCCCCACAUGUCAGCUUUCUAAGAAUGCAGCUCGGUCUCUUCUCCAAAAUGUGGGUUUAUAUAUUUUCCCUGCUGUGGAUAACGUCAGGAGGAUGCACAGAAAAGGCCAACACGUCAGACCAUAUUGAAUAUACAGCUGCAGACUUUUAUGAGACACUGCAUUCUGGGAAGAUGAUGUUUAUCUAUUUUGAGAAUCAAGUUUCUUCAGCCAUUUCUCUAUUCCUAGUGGAGCUGGAAAAGUCUGCUCAGGCUUUGCAGGAUUAUGGAGUUCUGGUUGGCAAGGUCAGCUGUCAGAAAGAGCUGGUUCAGCCAUACUGCACCGAGGAAAGAGGACGGCACGCAGCUUUUCUGUUCAGAAGCGGGAAGGAGUUCUUGAGUUUUGCAUUGGACACAGUUUUCGAUGUCAACUCCAUCGUUUCUGAAGUCCUGUUCGCCAUUCUGCGUGAAGAGGUGAAGUAUGUCCACACAGACGCUGACCUCCUGGCCAUAGAAAAGGCAGCCAGCGGGAAGAGGGAUAUCGUCCUGGGUUAUGUUCGCAGUCUGGGAACUCUAGAGCACAGGUCGAUGAUGGAGACGGCGUACGUGUAUGGAUCCAAAUAUCAAUUUAUCCUCAUAACUGGAGGGCCGGUUCUGAAGCAGUUAGGAGUAAACGAAUCCUCCGUGUUGUCUCGAGUGUGGUUCCUCCACUGUAGGGUUCACAAUGGUUUCAUGGCCCCGAUGACUUCUGAACGCUGUCCUGUGACACGUAUGAGGAAGGUCCUGUCCACCCUGAACCUCCACUCCUUCCUGCAGCUUAUGGAGGCGCCACUAGUGUCUGAAGUAUACGUUGACCCCUCCUCAGUCCCGCCGCCCCAGUUCCCGUACCAGCUGACCCCUCAGGUCUUCCUGUUUUCUCGUCCGGUGACCGAGCACCUGGACCUGGACAUGGCUAUGACCCUGGCCUGGAGGCUGCGAGGCCUCGCUCUGGUGCUGCUGGUACACAGGCAGAGUCCUGCAGUGAAAACCCCUGAUGAAUAUAAUGCUGCUUAUCGGCUGCCUGACCAGAGUUCGGAGGUGAAGUAUUUGACCUUACACAGCCAAGAUGAGGUGUUGGAGCUCUUCACAAGCCAAGAAAAAGAGGAGGAUGAAGAAGAGGACGAAGAAGUGGAGGAUACAUAUUUUGACAAGGUGGAUGAUGAAAUUGCUGCAUCUGUGUUUGAAAACUUGGGCAGCUUGCAGGAUAUAGAUGUGAUAACCCAACUUACCUCUGACAACUUCCACGCUGAAGUUGCACAAAGCAGCCUCACAGUGGCGCUCUUCUACCUCAAAUGGGAUGCUGUUUCAAUGGCUUUUCUCAGCUCCUUCAUUGAAGUUGCAGAGAGACUGGCAGGUUCGGGUGUCAAUGAUGUUCAGAUGAGUACCACUGACUGUGGAGAGUGGACAGAUCUCUGCGCCGCUCAGCCAGGCAGAGCUGUCCCGUUCCAGCCAAUCACCGCCUUUCCUACUGUCCUUAUGCUCCGCCCCCAGGAGUCAGCUCAGCACUACAGAGGAAUGCUGGGUAGCGAGGCGCUACAUCGCUUUAUCAUGAUGAGCCGCUCAGCCUCUCCUGUGCUACUGUCCACCCAGGAGGAAGUGACAUCAUUCCUUCAGGAAGUGCCUCACCCUGAGCUCGCAGGCUACCGGCCUGACAGAGUCCUGGGAUUAUUCAAGACUCCCAAACAAACAGGUUUCUCUGUAUUUUCUGAAGCAGCAAAGUCCCUGAGAGGCGAAGUCCUGAGUGGACUGCUGACGAACGGACUGGCAGAAAAAUGGGCUGCAGACCACGCUGUGGACCCUCCAUCAGUCUUAGUGUUUCCAUCUUGGGGGACGUUCGAUCAUCCGUCCACGCUGCCUGCAUCCUCCUCGGUUAAAGAGCUUCUCACACACAUUAACACUGCACUCCUCCACCCAGUGCCUGAGCUGACUAUGGAAAACCUGCCUUCCUUCCUGUUGCUUGGUAAAGCCCUUAUCCUCCUUUUUGUGGGAGAUGAGGAGGACGAGAUCGGACGGAAACAGAACCAGGCGCUGGUAGAGGAGAUGAAAGAACUGGUGGAGCUAGGAGUGAGAUUGGAGCGGUACCUGCCCUGCUGGAUCCACCUUGGCCGCACCCCAGCCGGUAUGUCCGUCCUGGGGUCAUAUCUGGGGUCAAUGCCGCCACUUCCUGCUCUGGUUCUCACACAUUUACCAUCUGGGGAUGAAAUCUAUCAGUUCCCACCCAGCACCCCCAUAGUGGCCUCGUCUGUUCUGCAGUGGCUGCAGAGGGUCGAGGAUGGGGCCGAGACACCCACAGGCAUGCUGGGUGACGACAGCUGGCCUCCUGCUGCCGAGUUCUACAACUUCCUGGAAAUCAUGGACUCUCAGGAACCAGACUCCACCCAACAGCAAACUUCUGCAGACGAAGAGGAAGAGGAUGAAGAAGUUAAUGUUGAAGAACAUCUGGUGGCGGAUGACAAUGCUGACAUUAAUCCAAACAUUCACUCUGAACUGUGAUGACAGGAUGGAAAUGACACUGCUGGUUAAACUGGUUGGUCUGUUGUUGGGUCACAGUUUGCUCUUUUUAAUAUAAUUACCACAUUAAUCCUUCUGAGACAAUGAUUUGUUGCCAAAUUAGUGAUUAUUUACCAAAGCAGAUAUUAUAUUGAAUGACCAGAGGAACUGUGAAUUUUCUUAUCUGUUGCUAUUUUCAUGUUGGAUAUUUGUAUGCAAAUUCUGUAGGUUUUCUUUUUGGUGUUUACAGUCACUGUUUCAUUUCCUGGUUUCUUGCAGCUGUGGUUUUAUGACUAAUGUCAAGGACAAGCUGACAUUUAGUUUUUUCUCUUUUUACAUUUGGCUUUCAGCAUUUUUAUAUGCAUUUCAGUUCUGUUUAUUUCCUUCUUUUUACAGGAACUGUAUAGUGAAAGCUAAAUUAUGAGCAUGUUUAGCACUAAACUGGGUGCAGUUUGUUCUAUUUUUUAUUUAAGAAGUAUUUUUAUUGUUAAAGCUAAAGGAGUAAUCACGUAGUUGAAUCUGUUGUGCUUACAUGUGCUUCUGAAAUGCAAUAUUUAAAAAAAAACUACAAAAUACUCAGACUUCCUGCUGUCUCACGCCAUCAUGUUUUUGUUUUGUUUCGCUCAUGUUGUGACGCUCAUGUUGUUUUAACAUCUUUAAUUUUUAAAGUCGGAAGCAACAUUGUUUUGCACAUGUGCAAAUUUACAAAAAAAACUAAAUAAAUCAGAUAUACGGGUCUACAUGCAUGAAGACGUUGGAAUAUUGGGGAGAAAACCAAGUGUGUUAAUCUGAUUUCUCAUAAUCAGAUUACUGCCAGUUAGCCUGUUUAAAUUUAAAUUUGGAUCUAAAUGGAGCCUUGUAAAUAACUUUAUUUUAAUGGA